Molecule: messenger RNA, 1515 nt
Organism: Gossypium raimondii (Peruvian cotton)
Lineage: Eukaryota; Viridiplantae; Streptophyta; Magnoliopsida; Malvales; Malvaceae
Product: protein NEGATIVE GRAVITROPIC RESPONSE OF ROOTS
Exons: 5
Coding region: 238-1053 (271 amino acids)
Biological process (GO): regulation of growth; gravitropism
Source: RefSeq, a predicted model, not a curated record
AGAAUAUGGAGGGAAAAAGAGGUGGCAAAGUCAGUAUGUGGGAACUUGAACCUUGGCUCAACUAGGCGCAUGCAGUGGCGACAAUCACACCAGCUUGAUAUAUAUACCUAUGGAAUUUCUCAAACUCCACUUUAUAUUGCAGCUAAGCUAAGCUUUUACUGGCGUUUAAUAUUGCUGUUAAGCCCUAAAUAACCACCCCCCAAACCAUCUAUUUUCUGGAAGCUACGCAGUUACCAAAUGAAGAUAUUCAGCUGGGUUCAAAACAAGCUCACUAGCAAGAAAUCCAACAUUAUUCCAGAUAAUAAUCAUACAAAACAGCCUUGCAAAGAAGAGCUCAAUGACUGGCCUCAUGGACUGCUUGCGAUUGGAACUUUGGGAAAUAAGAUAAAACAAGAAGCAGAUCAGAAGGCAAAUCUACACCAAAGUGUCCCCUCUACACAAGAUCAUGUCAAUUAUCUACAUGGUCUGACGGCUGAAGAAGUAGGGAAACUUCAAAAAGAGUUGAACUUAAUAUUUCAAGAACAUGGACCGACAUCACCAGCUAAUCUAGAAGCCCCUAGUCUUCCAUUUGAUAGAUUUCUGGAUGCCGACUCGAGCACGGUCGAAGAUGAAGAAAGGGUUUGCAGUGGAUGCUCCGAUGGUUCGAAUUUAAAUAACAGAAAAGAUGAUCACCAUCUCCAGUAUUGUAACAGCAGUUUGGUUCAGAGUAGAGGGAAAGAUAUGUGCUCGGAUAACUCAAAAGCUGCAAUAGGGAAAAAAUCAUUAUCAUUUCUUUUGAAGAAGAUGUUUGUUUGUAGAAGUGGAUUUUCACCCGCCCCAAUUAGUUUAAGGGAUCCAGCAGUCAUGGAAUCACGAAUGGAGAAGAUGUUGAAGGCCAUACUUCACAAGAAGAUAUAUCCUCAAAAUUAUAGCACCAAACUGUCUACUAAGAAAUCCUUAGAGAGCUGUACCCAUAUCUCCAACACUGCCGAUGGGGAUGAAAAGAAUGAAAAGGCAGAUGAUGGAAGUAAAUGGGUGAAAACAGAUUCCGAAUAUAUUGUUUUGGAAAUAUAAAUUUUUGCUUGGACUUGCUAUGGAAAUACAUUGUUUUCUUUUGGAUGCACACACUUUCUUUCAUCAGUUGGGAAAAAAGAAGACAGCAUUAAUUAAUAAUAGCAGUACCGAUUACUACAAGGAUCAAUGAGAAAUAACAACAUGAUCCAAUAGUGUAUUGCAUCAUAUUAUUAUUUUUCAGAUUGCAAGGCUCUCUUUUAAAGCCUUGAAGAGAAGGGAAGAGAAGAAAAUAGUCAUAGCCAUAGCAAGUUCUCAGUGUUGCAUUUUCAAGAUAAUCCCUUUUAAUUUUAAUUUUUAAUCUUGGUUUUUUGAGAUGAUAAUUGAGAGAUCUGUAAUUUUUAACUUAUUUAUCUUCUUUUCUGCAAAAUGUACAAUCUGAGAGAUAUAAAUGCACAACUCUCAUUAUUAUAUCAUAUAUACCCUAUAAAUAUAAUUUCCCGUUGCGAGGUUUGGUUUUAAUAA